CAUCCACAGUCUUCCAACAUCUUCACUGAUCAGCUUCUCUUGCCUUUCCAUUCCUCAAAGGAACAGACUCACCUCCAUCACUCAGCCAUGGCAUUGUGUGGACCAUCCUGUGCUGUCCCAUCUUGCGCUUCCACCCCAGUCGUCGGUUUUGGAUCGGCUGGUCUUGGAGGCUUUGGUGGCCUUGGUGGCCUUGGCCUUGGCGACACCUACGGCUAUGGCUCUGGCGCCCUGGUUGGAUCCGGCAUCCCUUCUGCUAGCCUUGGAAUUCUUUCCGGUGUCGCCCCUUCAUGCAUCAACCAGAUCCCACCAGCAGAGGUCGUGAUCCAGCCACCUGCCUGCAUCGUGACCAUCCCAGGACCCAUCCUCUCUGCUAGCUGUGAGCCCGUGGCCGUGGGAGGAAACGCUCCAUGCUCCCCUGGUGGUUUGGGCAGUGGGCUCCUUGGAGCCGGUUCUCUUGGAGCCGGUGCUCUCGGAGCUGGUGCUCUUGGAGGAUCUCGUUUUGGAGUUGGGAGGCGAUAUGGAUACGUUGGAAGGAGAGGAAGCAUCUGUUACUCCCCCUGUUAAGUUAACAUGGAAGGUUUAUUAGGGGAAAGAAUAUCCACUGCAAAAUGUUCAUGCCUGGGUUUAAGAUAUGCUGAGCAUCCUCAAUGCCAGUUGAAUUCACUGUGCACUGGGAGCACCCAGCAAGCCUGCACAUCAGACCCACGGCUAUCUUUCAUGCAUCCAUUUCUCACCUUAACAUAAUCCCCCUCAAUCCC
Lacerta agilis (Sand lizard) is the source of this 758-nucleotide messenger RNA. Its product is annotated as claw keratin-like. Gene Ontology annotation, cellular component: intermediate filament. The record is from RefSeq and is a predicted model, not a curated record. Bases 88 to 564 code for a protein of 158 amino acids. Gene Ontology annotation, molecular function: structural constituent of cytoskeleton. The transcript has 2 exons. NCBI's taxonomy places the organism in Eukaryota, Metazoa, Chordata, Lepidosauria, Squamata, Lacertidae.